AUGUCAGACUACGCCCAGUCGCCCAGGCCGGAGCCCCUCCACCUCGUCCCGCCCGAGCUGGUCUCAUCCCCCAUUGCGAUCCCACGUAGGGCUGGCAGUCCCGAUCUUCCUGUCUUCAUGAAGGACAUCUGCUUCUCUGCGACCUCUUCCAAUUAUCCGCAGACCCCGCCAUUGACAUCAUCGCUCACGAUGUCCGCGUCGCCCGCUAGCCCACAGUUCCAGAGUCCCCUGUUGCGGACCCCAUGCGAGAUCAUCCACAAGGUGCUCUGCUCGUCCGGUGUACGAGACCCCGUCGGUCUCGCCCGGGCUGCAAGGACCUGUAAAGAGCUCGGAUCCCUCAUCUACGAGAGCACGGAUACGGCGCUCUGGCGGGAGAUCCAUCUUGAGCUGUAUGAUGAUCCUCGGCUUUCGGGGACCGUCUCUGGAGGCCGAGAUGUGGUUUGGAAGCGGAGUGUACAGCAGCGCGAGUUUGUCGGGCGGAUCAGCCGGGAAUGGAGCGAAGAACGGUUUGGGGAACUGCCAAUCUUACUCGAGCCUAUCUGCAGUAUCCUGCAGGGUCUUUACCUGGACAUCCCGCCCACGGCGGCUCCAUCCAACGAUACAGAUUCCGAAAUGACGGACGACUCGGCCUCAUCCAUCAGUUCGAGUGCCAGCGCCAGCUCCGUCGACUCACUCAACAUCCCUCUCCUCGAGGCGAUCCUUCGUUCUCCGAUAUUUGCUCACCUAUACUACAACCACUCGUACCGCGCGACCCGGCCGACUCUCCGGCCGUUAUCAGGCCAGACCGCCAGCCCUCUCCGCCGGCAAACGCGGGAAGAUAUCCACCCCGUCCUAUCGAUGCUGCAUUGCCUUCUCCCGCCUGACUUUGACGGAGAGGAUGAGCACCACCGUACGCACAGAGGGUAUCUGCGGGAGAUGGUAUACACCGCUUCGAACUAUACGGAGAAGAACGACUGGGGACCCUUCAACUCGGACGGAGAGGUUGAUUGGCGUUUGCUAGAUGCGCUGUCAAGUAUCAUGAUGGCCAACGCGCGAGAUGUGAUUGCUCUCGGCGAAGAUUCGUGGCGGCUGGCUCUGCAGCCCCUAUCUUUCGGACUGGAAGCUGUGCGUGGCUGGGGAUGGAUCGAUCUGAGACGGCCGGUAGACUUGGAAGCGGAUGAUGUAUGGGACUGGGCGGGCGUAGAGGGAACAUGGUGUGGCAGCUACGCUUUCCUCGACUACGCCGACUGGAUCACCUUGAAUGAACCUCGCAUUGUCGCCCUCCGGCGCCAAGUCGGCCAGCUCGAUCUCGCCCGGUACGCCGAGGCCGUGGGCGACCUCCUCCACAUGCACCUCACCAUCGACCGGCCAUGUGACAAGUCCAAAGACUUGCUACCACCCGUCACAUCCGGCAUCCCCACCGGCGAUCUUCUCCCGCCUAUACACUUCUCGGGCAGCUCCGCACCGACCAGUGCGGCCUGGCCUUCGCCUGCCGCCUCGUCCUUUGUGCGGGGUACGGUGCAGCUUACCGCGGACUGGCCGCCGCAGGUCAGGUGGACGAUGGUCAUUCGGUAUGGAGGUGAGGAUCGGUGGAAGGUCGAGGGGGUGCAGAUGGGCGGGAGGGGGAGUAAGCGGGGCUUCUUUGGGGUAUGGACCGACGCUACCAAGGAGCUGCACUCCCCGAAUGGACCAGCGUGGUACUGGAAGACCUGA
Molecule: messenger RNA, 1692 nt
Organism: Dioszegia hungarica
Lineage: Eukaryota; Fungi; Basidiomycota; Tremellomycetes; Tremellales; Bulleribasidiaceae
Exons: 7
Coding region: 1-1692 (563 amino acids)
Source: RefSeq, a predicted model, not a curated record